This is a messenger RNA of Amoebophrya sp. A120, 8387 nucleotides long. The record is from the annotation of a GenBank genome assembly. Lineage: Eukaryota; Dinophyceae; Syndiniales; Amoebophryaceae.
AGAGGUUGAAAAAAUGAACCGCUACUUUAAGUGAUUUUUUUCUUCACGCCUCAGUUCUAAAAUACAUCUAUAUCUAUGGGUGUUUCAUCUCUUCACUCCAGCAGAUGAUGGACUUUUUGCGCAACAGCGCCGGCUCUUUCGCGAAUAGGGAGACUAAAUCCCGAAACUACAGCGCUGAGCGAAUCCCGUUUCCGGAGAGCGUCGACGAUGCGAGUUCCAGCUCGGGCGCCCGUGCGAUUUUUCCCGGCGGAAAGCGAACAAGGAACAACCAAGCAUCCCGCGGCACCGGACAAGAUAGAAACGACGAUGCUGUACAAAACGACAGUGAGGAGGACGAGGAGGACAUUCCUCGUAGCAGCGAAGAUGAAGCUACGAGCAGCACUUCCUCAAGCAAUUCAACCAGCAGCUCUUUCGACGAAGCGGCCCACGCUCGGAAACUCUCCUCCACGAGAGACUCUACUGCCUCCACUCCCAGCCUGCUGCGCACACUCUCUGGGCGGGCUCGCCAGAUCGCGGCCCUCACCGCCGGCGUGCGGUCCCACACCCACCGUGAGCGGGAUAUGCGCGCGGUUUUGGUGAUUUGCUUGCGCGUGGGCGGGAAGUUCGAGUUGGAGGAAAAGUACGUGAGGAAGGUGGCGCGGUUAUUAAAAAGCAGCAGUCCCGACACGUACGGCCUGGACAAAAUGGUUUUGCGGAAAAAGCUCCAGCUAAACCGCAACUUCCUGCACAAGCUGAUCCUUUCCGAGCUGGUCGCGGGGUGCGCGCGGCAGGGCAUGUGCCUCUUCGACGCGCUGGACCCGCGGGCGGGGAACUGGAUCCACUUGGCGAAGACAAAACAGUACAGCAUCCUGAACCCGCCGGCCCUCCACAUCGUGAAAAACAAGGCGUUCCUGGGGGUCAUGUUCUACGAACCGCCGGACUGGCGAACGAUUUCCAGUCGGGAGCACCGGGAGCGGGCCAGGAAGCGCGGGGAGGAGGAAGAGGAGGAGGACGCGGGAGACUCUGGAGGAGGCGGCGGCCAAGCGGCGAACAUUGUAAGUACUAGAAUAAAUAUCACUUUUGUCAUGCUUCAUCAUUUAAUUCGCUUGGUACUAAGGAGAAAGACCGACCUCUUUCGUCGUUGUUUACUGAAGAUGUUGUCGUCGUGGUCAACAUGCGUAUUUAUACGAAGUAGGGCGGGCACCAGUAGGAACAAGACCAACAAAGAAGUGAGUGCACCACUCUACUUUUUCAUCAGGGUACCAACCACUUCGAUCCUUUCCACGUGCGCGCGACGUUGCGGCUCCACCGGGAUCUGCACCUCCUGCCGACCUCGGUCUUCGAAUGCACCCACAGUUUCCAAUAUGACAGUGCACAACUCCCCCUCCCGCUCAUUUGUGUUGCAUGAACAGCAACACGAGCGCUGGCAAAGAUGCAACUUUUGCAUGGCAAAUUCCUAGGGGUUUGGCGGGCUUUUUCGUAUUCCGGAAUCUGUCAUGCAAACAGUACUAACAGGCAAAGGGUGGAUUUGAAAUUUUGCAUGACAACUGAGAUCGACGAUAAUAGUUGCGUUGCUGGUCCUGUGCCAGUCGCGGGGCAUGUUCGGGUGUUCCGGGCUGUGCUUUGUGCACCCCUCGGACCCCGCACCCCCCCGGGCUCAGUAGCGCAGUCUGUUAAGCAUGACAAAUGAGGGGGAGGGGGAGUUGUGUACUUUCAUAUCCAACUGGAGCUGCUCCACGCCGCGCUGGACCAGAUCUGCUUCGACACCGAGUCAAAGCUCGCUCUGAUGCUGCGCGAAGCCGAGGGACUCGUGUACGGCCCCGGCGGGGGAGGUGCCGGCGGAGCCGCUUCUUCGCCCCAUGGAAGUUCGCCGGAUAGAAGCAAAGGCUCCACUAGUUCUGGCCUCCCGGCACCACCAGCUGCACCAACAGAACAAUCCCUCCCCUUCGCGGAAAAGUUCGUGACCAAGAAGCUGGAGCAGGCGGCAUGCUUGGACGCGGUACCCGUGCUCCCCUUCGCCCAGGCCAUUGGGUUUGUCAAGGACGUCUUUGCGCUGCACGAGCAGUGGGACGACGAGGGCGCGCCGCACAUCAGCCUGCGCGAAGGUCUGCAGCCGAUUCGUUGCGACGGAAAUAGUCAUGGGGCUACGGACAGAGGGAGUAUGGGAUCAUCAAGAACAUUCGAUGGCGAAAGGGAAAAGUUGUCGGAGGCCCAUGAGCGUGAUGUACGUCGAAAUUAUGCCAACGGUGCCAGCGCAGACGUACUCAAUUCCACGUCCGACAGAAUAACGAUCGGCGGAACAAGUCCUCCAUCCCUGUUCGGGUUUUUGGCCCGAGGGUUGACCACCACCGCGGAUGAGGAUGGAGAGCGGGAUGCAAGCAUACUGACUUCCGACGAGGAAGGUCAAGCAUCUUCCAACGUAGGUGGACGGACACGACGAAGAGACCACGGCGGCGAUGUUUCAACUGACGACGACGAGGACUUGGACGAUCAGCCGUCGGCAAGCAGCCCGGCAGACUUCACCAAGAAAUUUUUUCAGCGCGCAGGGACCUUCGUCCGGUCGACAAUGAAGCGAACGAGUCACAUGUUGCUCGGGAACAACAGAAAACCGCCCAGCGAAAUGCUCGCCGCGGAGGUGGAGCUGACCACGCAGCAGCGGUCCAAUUCGAGCAGCCGAGCGACGCGUGCGGCGACGCGCGGGCGGAGAACGGACGAGGAAAGCGAUUUUAAUGUCCUUUCCGAGGGCAACCACAGCACGGCGCCGCCGGGUCGUGGUCGAGCGGGAAAUAAUAAAGAUAGAGGUACAGCAGGUAGCAGAAGAACGAACAAGGGCAACACGUCGAGCACCAGGGCGGCACACCUGCCCCGCGGCCGGGCGUCAUUCACUGGCCUGAGCUACUCGGUCGACGAUGCUUUUGACGCACCGUUCGUACAGGGCACGAGUCCCGCGUUUCUCGCCCGCGUGGACGCGUACUUCAACUCGGUCGAGGUGGUGGAGCACAUGAGCAUCAUGCAGGGCUACUUGCGCGCCCUGUCCACCUACCCGGUGGUGCUGGGAAUCUUAGUAACGAUAAUGAUGUUCCUGACCAUAUCCUGAGUAAAAACGUACCCACACCAUAGUCAAGAUGGGGAAUCGGCUAGACAAAUCCACAAGUUUUGGCUCUUUUGCAUGACAAAUUUGGAUUCGUAGUGUAGUGCUGUUUGAGGUAGCUCAGCAGCAUCACAGAUAUCGCAUACCAUGCUGAUUGGAGCAUGACAAAUUGCAAAACACGACUAGAAAUUGCUUCUCAUGACGCUCCGCAUGAGAAACAUUUUCAGCAUGCAGAUUUGCAUUACAACUCUGGCGUGGGUACGUUUUUACUCAGGAUAGACCACCGGGUUGUCUGGCCCGCAGAUGGACUACACGAUCGGCCUGUAUUACAAUGAAGAAUGCCCCCACCCCCGAACUUGGGAGCAUUUGUAUUGCAAACCUUUCCAAAUGAAACAUUCGCCCUCUUGCUCCUAUCAGCAUCACAGGUUUCCAAUGGUGAAUAGCAAACAUUGGUAUUGCAAAAGACCCCAGCAAGAGCGGCGCUUGUCAUGCAAGCGAUGCGAUACGGAUACACACCUAGAUUCUGCAGCAGAAAGAUUCAUACUCCUUUCAUGCAUGACAAAAAGUUUUCAUUUGGAAACUUCGCAUCACAAAUUUUUCCAAUUUCAGGGGUGGGGGGCAUUUUUCACUGUAAUAGCCUGCGCCGCACGUUUGGAGAUUUCCUGUUUACCGAAGAAGAGGAGGAGAUCGAGGAACAGACUGCGGAUUAUGCUGAUUUCGGGUCCUCUACUCCACUCGGACCUUCCUCUAGUGCUGCUGCCGGAACUUCUGGCUCUACUUCCGCAAGAAUGCUGCAAGCCAGCCAGGGAGAAGAAGAGGAAGUCGGCGUGGACGAUUCGGAUCAUGGGAGACACUCGGGUAGCAGUGGCAGUGGAGUAGAGCAUGCCACGAUUGCCUCUUCAGUGGGAAGAAAGUUUUCAUCUCGCAACGAGGAGAAGGGAGCGAGUCGUUCGAAAGACGAACUUUUUUCCACCAAUACUGCAGAGCAAAUGCAAAUGCAGCGCGAAGCCGACCCGGAUUUUUGGCGGUACACACCGGACCGGUAUCUCCUUGCGUACCAGAAAGCAAAGACCCAGGCUCAGCAGAGAGAAAAGAACGCAAGGAGAAAAAUGACGAAGCAGGUGGAUGAACAUCAAAUAGAUAAGAGGAGAAGAAUGACAGGACUAUCUGCUGACGAGGGUACAAGAACAACGAGCCAGAUAAAUGAUCCCCCUCCACGGAAACGGCGGCAACUGUUGACGCAACAACCAGCGCAGGACCCGGCGGAAAAGGCGAUUUUGAUGUGGAGUCUGGAGUAUCCAGUGCAAAACUAUCGUACUCGUAUUGCAAUCAUGCAUUACAAAUCCUUUACCUAAGGUCAAUCUGCAUUACAAAUUUUCCUUCUCAUGCUGAGGGAAUUUGUAAUGCAUUUAUACGAGUACGAUACUUUUGCACAGGAUAUGGAGGAGCAGGCGUACGCGAGUUACGUUGCGUUUCUCUCCCUCGUAUCAAAUGUAAAAAUGUCUGGGUCUGGAAGAAUGCGCGAUUUGUCAUGCAGCUUUUCCAUGACCCAUGAGGUCUGGAAUGCAGGACCUAGCAUGACAGAUUCUGUGCGAUCCCUCUCAUGCCUAUCCUGCAUGAGAAACUCCCUCGCGACUUGGUCAAAACUGGACGACUUUUGGUAAUCAUGCAACACAGAUUUUUCGCUGCUUCAGAUUUAGCAUGAGAAGUUGGAUUCUUCCAGACCCAGACACUUUUGCAGUUGAUACCUCGUGCUCCCCAUCUGGGCGACGUUCUACACGGUGAAGCAGAAGCGGAAGGUGCGUUUUGUGGAUUACAAUGUGGAACUGACCCGCCACCGGAAUCUGUACUGCGUCCGGUGGUCGAUGCAUGGGGACAUCGUGGACCACAUGAGCAUGAGCCGCGAGAAGGAGUUCCGCAGCAAGAAGGCGCUGGAGGAGCUAGUGCGCGUACACCACGACAACGACGUGGAGCAGCUGCGGCACCACUUCCAAAUUUUUCAGCAGCACACCGCGGCCAGCGUGCACGGCAAGGUCAUCCUCGACUCGGACACGCUGAAGAGCACCCUGCUAGCGGAAUUUUACGAACAAAACACCCAGACGGAGUUCCUCAAACUCAGACUCGAGCAUGUCGCGGAGCAAUUGAUUCUGGUCCCGCAGGGUGGGGGUCAAACAAUAAAUGGGAACAUCAACAAGACGAUCAUGACAAGAAUGGACGAAACUACGGAAGGAGGUCGUGAAGAUAGUACUAUUGCAAGAACUUCAUCAUCUUCCCCCUCGGUUGAUGUAUUAUUCAACAGCAACAAAAACGUCGCGCACCUGCCGAGAAAACCCAUCGACUUCGAUUACGGGCACGAAACCUCGCGGUUUAUGGAGGUGAGUUUGCGGCUGACGGAGCGGAUAUCAAAGUGAAAAAAGCCCCCAUCCCAUAUCGGAAACGGAAGAUGCGCGAAUUUGUGAUGCUGUAUUUGAGUACACAAAUCGACUUGUAUUGCUAGAAGGCCAAGAGACGAGGAAGCUACGGCCUAAAUUGCAGGUAAUCUGUCAUGCUGUUUAACACUUCCAGCUGCCUCCUGUCAUCCGGGAGCUGCAAGGCUUUCCCAAGCUAGGCAGCACUGCAGUCCGCAUCUUUUGCCUUCUAGCAUCACAAAGCUGAUCUGUGAGCACAAAUCUGCAUCACAGAUUUCCUUUUUGAUAUGGGGAGGGGGCAUUUUUCAUUGUAAUAGCGGAAUCUGGAAGCCCAGGGCGGCAUCUCCGCCAGUCGGUACGCAGCGGUUUUUAUCGUUUUGGCGCUGAUGCUGGUGGUGUCGGCGUCCUUUCUGCAGCGCAUGCUGCAGCUGUUUCUCGACUUUGAGCACCUGGCCUUCACCGACGAGAAGGUGCAGGCGGCGAUCGGCACGAGUAUCAUCCGUUUUCAGGUGUUCGUGAACAUCCCGAGUUUGGUCUACAUCCUCGGCUUCCAGGUGCUGCUGCGGCCGAUUUUCUGCGUGAUCGGGAAACUCCUGACGAAAUUGGAGGGGCACAUCCUGCGCGACCAGUACAACGUCUCCUUGGCUUUGAAGGAGGCCGUGUUGGACGCAGCGGGCAACCUCGCGCUCCCCCUGUACCUGCUCAUCGCCGUGAACGAGCAGCAGCGCGCGGUCAGCUACUGCAUCCUGCACAUUCUGCUGCGCGCGUUGUUCAUGAACCCUUGCCUGUUAAUUCUCGUACCGUACCUGUGGACGCUGUACAAGGCCCGACGGACGACGCUGUCGCUGUAUGGUGAGCAAGAACGUCCCCACCGCAGAAUCAAGAUGGCAAGUCUGCUACACAAACCAACCAGCUUUGGCUGUUGCGCAUGAGAAAGCUGGGCGCGCAAUGUGGUCGUCUUCAGCUAGCGAAGCAGCAUCACAGAUUUAGCAUACCAUGCGGAUGCGGGCAUCACAGAUGGAUCGCAAAACACCAAGAGAGACUGCUUCACAUGGGUCUCCGCAUGAGAAACAUGUUCAGCAUGCAGAUUUGCAUUACAACUCUGGGGAGGUGGGGACGUUUUUACAAAUGAUACUCUGCCCUCCUUCUUCUUCACCGUGCGGAAGCACCAAGUUGUGGACUACGACCCGCAACUGGAGUUCUCCCGGCAGGCGGACCGGCGCGUCGUGAAGGAGCGCCCCUACGAAAUCGCGACCACCAAGGAGUCCCUCGCGAAGCGGUCCGCGAGUGCGCCGUCCGGGGGCGACAGCUACUUGUCGCUGCGGGACCGGGUCCUGCACAACUACUACCUCUCGCACGAGCUGCAGGGCCCGAAGUUGAAUCUGUACACGGAGUAUUUGGAGAUUUUGGUGAAUCUGUGCUUCCUCACCUUCCUCUUUCCGGUCGUGCCCCUGAUCGCGCCCCUCGCGUGGAUCCACCUGUGGGUGAUGUGUCGGACGGUCUCGUGGCGCGUGUCGCACGGGUGUCGGCGGGUGUACCGAAAUCUCGUGGAGGACGACGCGACGAAUUUUGUCGGGUCCUUUCUCCUGCUCACCACCGGGUCCAGCUUGCUGUUUAUCGCCUUCAACUGGGCGCAUUUAUACACGCGGCUGAACGUGGGCGGGAUUUUCAGUAACUACGUGCUCAUGCUCGCCAUGCUGUGCAUGGCGUUUUUCCUAUACAUUCACGUCAUGAUACCCGCGGAGCCCGAGGAGCUGGAGGUCCGGCGGGAUUUGGACCGCGCGAAGCGCGAUAUCGAGCUGUAUCGGGCGAAAACGAAACAGGAGAUUGGAGACUUGCGAAAAGUUCUGGCGCACCGGAGAAAUCAGCAGAACAGCGCACGCAUGCAAAGUGAGUUGUUUCGGCACGACUUCCGAACAUCAAACACGGCCGAGGAACUGCACCUACAAAGAAAUGCAGAUGCUGCAGCGGAGCGGAAUGAUUUUCAACAUCAUUUGGACGACGAUCACUCUCCUAUGCCCGCCAAGAUGCGAUUUGGAGGGACGGUGAAUCCGGAGAACCGACGAAGGCCGACGACGGAGAUGGAUGAACUAGACGAAGAACGGGAAACGGUAAUGCCGCGCUUUCAGCAAACCGCAAUGCUAGGCCGCGCGACUGGUGCUGUGACUACAGCGGCCAGUAGCAGGUCACUUCUGGAGCGCACAGGCACCAUAAGCAAACCUUUGGGCGGGGGCGGAACCUCGCCAGCGGGACCAGGGGGCCGCGAGGAGGAAGAUCAUUUGCGAGGUGUCGAAGAUGACCGGGAGGAGGUACUACAACUGGCCUCCUCCGGGCAACGAGCGGCUUUUUCGAAGCAGGUCAGCUUUAGUACCGGCUUGGCACCUGCACCUCCGGUGACAGUGAGAUCAAGCGCUUUCAAAAAGACGGGUGGUGGAAUAGUUGGAAGAUCAAAGAACUACACAAGGCCGCAAGAGGGAGAACAAGCGCACAACAUGCUGCUGAGUCGAGGCACAAAGCAAAGUGCGGAAGACGUCGUUGAACAGGCGGACGCGAAGAACGAGGACCACCGGAAGAGCAAGAAGGAGAAAAAAGAAAAACGCGUGAAAAGCGCCAGCCGUAACGAGGAAUCUCGGGAGCGACUUCUGAUGUCUCGAGGGACAGAAGGAGAGGUUGACAUUGAGAUGACGCAAAUGUUGACGAGAGGCAGUGGCGGCGGGCCUGCUGGUCCUGCGUGAAGGCGCUCAUCGAUCGGUGAUGCGCAUUUUUUCGUGCGUCACCUGUUUUUGAAGCGCACUGACACCGAAAUCAGCGAACAAAGCAAGAAAGGCGCCUCAUCGACGAAGUGCGGCAGCUUCAAUGCUGCUUCCAAGAAGUAGAGAAAAAAACUGUGGCACUGAGGGUGCUUGACG